This is a messenger RNA of Tachyglossus aculeatus (Australian echidna), 3745 nucleotides long. RefSeq names its product lipin 3 (gene LPIN3). The record is from RefSeq and is a predicted model, not a curated record. The transcript has 20 exons. Gene Ontology annotation, cellular component: nucleus. Lineage: Eukaryota; Metazoa; Chordata; Mammalia; Monotremata; Tachyglossidae. Gene Ontology annotation, biological process: cellular response to insulin stimulus; fatty acid catabolic process; triglyceride biosynthetic process. Bases 145 to 3036 code for a protein of 963 amino acids. Gene Ontology annotation, molecular function: phosphatidate phosphatase activity; transcription coactivator activity.
GAAGCAAAGAGGAGUCGAGUGGAGCAAAGCCAUCCAGGGCUCAGGGCUGGACUGGUUCCUGUCACAAGGAGCCCUGCAGAGGGGUCCCCUGGGAGUGACGCGGUGUGGCUUAAUUGGACUCACCUCCUCUGAGCAACUCAUGGGAUGUCCGAGAGCCGAAGGGGGAUGACUCUGUCCCCCCAGGAAGACCCCUGGAGAAGCCACUGUAGCCUCCAGGCCUGCAGGACAGGGGGAAAGCAAGCAGCUGAUGCUAUCUACCUGCCCCCGUCCAUCUGGUCCCAGACCAUGAACUAUGUGGGCCAGCUAGCGGAGACGGUGUUUGUGACGGUGAAGGAGCUGUACCGGGGCCUGAACCCGGCCACGCUGACUGGAUGCAUCGACGUGCUGGUGGUGAGGCAGCCGGAUGGCUCCUUCCAGUGCUCCCCCUUCCACGUGCGCUUCGGCAAGCUCGGCGUCCUGCGCUCCCGCGAGAAGGUGGUUGACAUCGAGAUCAACGGAGAGCCAGUGGGGCUGCACAUGAAGCUGGGAGACAAUGGGGAGGCCUUUUUUGUCCAGGAGCUGGGGGGUGAGGAGGAGAGAGUCCCAUCCCGCCUGUGCACCUCCCCCAUCCCUCGGGAGCACCCCUUGGGACUCCUGCCGAACCCGCCCCUGGGCUCCGGGGCCUCGCAGGCCAGCUGGCUAGGGGAGCCAGGGGUGGCCAGCUCAGACACCCCCACGCGCAAGAAGAGGCGUCGCCGGAAGAAGGCCAAGCGGAAGGAGGAGGCCUUGGUGCCGGACUCGAGCUCUGACGAACCUGAGUCUCUGGAGAGUGAGCCCUCGCUGGAGGAGACACAGAAGCUGGCGCCGAGCUCGGACUCUGUUUCCGUGUAUUACUCGUUUACCAACCUGCAGUCUGAGGACGCGACCGUCUUCCAGCCCAAGGACAUCUACCCCUCCUCUGAUGGCGAGUGGGGCCUCCAGCACAGCCUUUCACCAGAUUAUCCCUCCACCCCAAAGAGCGACUCGGAGCUGGAGAUCAAGUCUCCCGAGCCCUCCCCGCCAGGAGCCGAGUCUCACAUGCAGUGGUCUUGGGGGAGACUUCCCCAGGUGGCGAAAUCGGAGCGAGCAGAGCUGCCCAGGUUCUCCAGUAGCAGUACGACAGCGUACCUCACCUCUCUGGGAGAGUCUGGCCACAUGGUCCCUGUCCUGGCUAUCUUGGGCUCUGACGUGGCCCCCCUGGACUCCCAGAGCCCCUGCCCAAGUCCUCUGUCUAAAUCCGUGCCCGCCUCCCAGAAGGGGAAGGGGGCCGAUCUGGAAGAGGAGGAGCCUGAGGCAGUCCUUGUGGGGGCCCCUCAACCCAGGAUGGAAGAAGGGCAGAUGUCGUGCCCAGGAGCAGUGGGGACAGUGAAGGGUGGUGAGGAUCGUGACGCAGAGGGGGCAGAGCCAGCCCAGGAGUCAGUGCCCCCUCAGGCCUCGGAAGUAGCCACCACUGCCAUCGAGAGCCCACGGGCCCCGGAAAGCUCGGGAUCCAUUGGGCAGAGAGUGGGGAGCAGAGGGAGGAAUGGUUCCCUGAAGAAAAGCCAGCACCUGGGUCCCAGUGACAUCUACCUCGAUGACUUGGCUUCCCUGGAUUUGGCCGACGUAGCCCUGUACUUCCCCAAAAGUGAUGAAGAGUUGGCUGGCAAGGCCUGCAGCGAGUCUGGCAGCUCUGGGCCCAUCCCAUCCCAGGCCGGGGCCCUCGUCGACAGUAGCACCGACAACCUGGCCGAGCCUGCCCAGGAGCCAGAGGGCCCAGUCACGCUGUCCCUCUGCGGUGGUCUUGUGGACAGAAGGGAGAUUUCACAGGAAAAGUUCAUGAAGCACAUGAUCUCCUACCAGGACCUUGCCGACAACCCCAGUGUCUUGGAUGAUCCCAACUUGGUGGUUAAAAUCUACAAGAAGUAUUACAACUGGGCCGUGGCUGCUCCCAUGAUCCUUUCCUUGCAGGCAUUUCAGAAGACUCUUCCCAAGGGCACUGUGGACAAGCUGGUGAAGGAAAAGAUGCCCAAGAAGAGUGGCAGGUGGUGGUUUUCCUGGAGGAGGAAAGAGUUCUCGGCUGAAGAGCACAGCUCCGGGACAGAAAAGGCCACGGCAGAGGAACUGGCAGAGGGGCCAACACCAUCAGGGCCAAAGACCGAGCUCCCAUCCAGCGAGGAUGAUUCCCCAGAAAGUCCCGUGAUCCUGGAAGUCCUCUCUCCCCAGGUUCCAUCCCAGACUUUCUUCCCUACGUACAAGAAGUCCCUGCGGCUCUCGUCAGAUCAGAUUCGGAGCCUGAACCUGAGGGAUGGGGCCAACGAUGUGACGUUCAGCGUGACAACCCAGUACCAGGGCACCUGCCGCUGCGAAGCCAACAUCUACCUAUGGAACUGGGAUGACCAGGUGGUCAUCUCGGACAUUGAUGGGACCAUCACCAAAUCGGAUGCAUUGGGCCACAUUUUGCCCCACCUGGGGAAAGACUGGACUCAUCAGGGCAUCGUCAAACUCUACAACAAAAUCCACCUGAAUGGGUACAAGUUCCUGUACUGUUCAGCCCGGGCCAUCGGUAUGGCUGAUAUCACCAAGGGCUACCUGCAGUGGGUGAAUGAACAGGGCUGCGGCCUCCCCAAAGGCCCCAUCCUUCUUGCCCCAAGCAGCCUCUUCUCAGCCCUCCACAGGGAAGUGAUUGAGAGGAAGCCUGAGGUGUUCAAAAUCGCCUGCCUGACGGACAUCCGGAACCUGUUCUCCCCUCUGGGGCAGCCCUUCUAUGCCGCCUUCGGGAACCGUCCCAACGAUGCUUAUGCCUACCGGCAGGUGGGCCUGCCUGAAUCUCGGAUCUUCACUGUCAAUCCCCGAGGAGAACUGAUCCAGGAACUCACCAAGAACCACAAGUCCACGUAUGAACGGCUCAGCGAGUUGGUGGAACACGUCUUCCCGCCGGUGGCUCAUGGACCCAGUGUGGGGCUUGUCCACCCUGACUUCAGCCAGUUCUGUUUCUGGAGGGACCCCCUGCCUGCCAUUGACUUGGAGGACCUUGGCUAGCCCCCCUCCAGCAGGGCCAGGGGGGACCCACCGGCCCCACCCUGGCCCCGAGGAUGCAGGCGGCUGCCCCAGUCUCCUUUCCUGAUUUUUCAGGGAGGGGCAGCGGGAACUUGAAUGGGGCUGCUAUUGAACCGGUUGUGGCAAGGGAGAGGGACUGAAUGGGCGAGUCAGGGUCCUGGGAACCACCAGCCAAUCCUGUACGUUCCCUUGCCAAAUAGGGGGUCCCCCAAUACUUACUCAGAUCUCAGCCUCCUGUUACAGGUGGUGCUUGGAGCCCUCGUAGGAUGGGUUGGGGUCCUCCCCGGCUUAGGUGGCCAUUGGGCUUGAGGAGAAGCAGCUCCUCCUCCCCUGGGUGGGAUGUUUCACUUCCUGCCCCAUGGGUCUGGCCUGGGGUGGAUGGACAAGGGUGGGUAUGAGGGAAAACUCCCAGCCUAGGCCUGGCCUAGUCUGGCUUGCUCUCCGGUUCUGACAGUUUGCUAGCAUUCAUCUCUGUGAGCUGGGCCAAGUCUUGCUCUGGCAUCGGACCGACCCCAGCCUCACUGGAGCUAUGGCAGUCUGUUCUGCUCCUUGGUCGGGUGGGAGCAAGGUGACUCCAUACAGCAACGAGAAGCUCUUCCUGUGACAGGUGCGUGCGUGUGUGUGUGUGUGUGUGUGUGUGUGUGUUUUUCCAGAAACAAAGCUCCUAAUAAACUAUUCCUAGUUCACCUAU